CCUUCCCGACGGACGGGAUUUCUCGGCCUCGAGGAAGGGAGCGCGGCUCGCCCUCCGCGUCCCAAGCGCCGUCCUCCGCCUCUUGCAGCCCCCCGCCCCCGCCUCUCGGCUGGGCGGGCCGCUGCGCUCCUCUAGGCCCGGCCCUCUAGGCCCCGCCGCGCCAUCUCCGCCCGCCCGCCCGCCAGGGAGCAGGGCCCCGCUGGGGGAAAGGCGACCGACGGGCUUCUCGGAGGGCAGCGAGAAAUGGCUGCCUGGAGGGGCUGAAGGCGAGGGCGCCAGGCGAGGGCAGGAAGGAGCCCCAGACCCGCUUCCCGAGGGGGGUGUCUCGCCCUCCGCACGGGGCUCGGCCAUGAGGCUCCUCCGGGCGCUGCUGAGGAGCGUCUCCCCGGCCACCAUCCCUCAACAGGUGGACUUCUACUGCCGCUUCUCCCCGUCGCCCCUUUCCAUGAAGCAGUUCCUCGACUUUGGAUCUGACAAUGCUUGUGAGAAAACUUCAUUUAUGUUUCUGCGACAAGAGUUGCCGGUGAGAUUGGCAAACAUAAUGAAAGAAAUAAGUCUGCUUCCAGAUAACCUUCUCAAAACACCUUCAGUUCAACUUGUACAGAGUUGGUAUGUCCAGAGUCUUCAGGAAAUCCUUGAUUUUAAAGACAAAAGUGCUGAUGAUUCGGAAGCUAUUUCUCGCUUUACAGAUACGGUGAUAACAAUUCGGAAUCGUCACAAUGAUGUCAUUCCUACCAUGGCUCAGGGGGUGAUCGAAUAUAAAGACCACUAUGGUGUUGAUCCAGUGACCAGUCAGAAUGUGCAGUAUUUUUUAGACCGUUUCUUCAUGAGUCGCAUUUCCAUCCGAAUGCUUCUUAAUCAGCACACCUUGCUGUUUGGGGGAAAAGUCAAAGUUAACCCAGCUCAUCCGAAACACAUUGGAAGCAUUGAUCCUAAGUGUGAUGUGGUUGAAGUUAUAAAAGAUGGUUAUGAAAAUGCUAAGAGCCUCUGUGACCUCUAUUACAUGAGCUCUCCAGAACUUGUGCUUGAUGAGCAGAAUGUCAAAUCACCGGGGCAGCCCAUGCAUGUGGUCUAUGUACCGUCACAUCUCUACUACAUGGUUUUUGAACUCUUCAAGAAUGCCAUGAGGGCUACAAUGGAACAUCAUGCCGAUCGAGGUGUUUACCCUCCAGUUCAUGUGCAUGUCACAUUGGGCAAUGAGGAUUUAACUGUGAAGAUGUGUGAUCGUGGUGGUGGAGUUCCUUUGAGAAAAAUAGACCGCCUUUUUAACUACAUGUAUUCGACUGCACCCCGUCCUCGUGUUGAGACCUCAAGAGCAACACCUCUGGCUGGAUUUGGUUACGGUUUGCCUAUAUCGCGCCUCUACGCUCAGUAUUUUCAAGGAGAUCUGAAAUUGUAUUCUCUAGAAGGUUAUGGUACUGAUGCUGUUAUCUUCAUAAAGGCUUUAUCCACAGAAUCUGUUGAAAGACUACCUGUGUAUAACAAAUCGGCUUGGAGACAUUACACAGCAAAUCAUGAAGCAGAUGACUGGUGUGUCCCAAGUAGUGAACCAAAGGACAUGACCACAUUCCGCAGUAUAUAGCUGCCUUGCAGGACAGAUGUGCCCAGCUGAGGAUACAGCAGUUUGUGUCUGUGCAGUGUAAAUUGUGGAUUAUUCCUGUACAACUCUUUAAUAUUUUGUCUGAGGGACAAUAGAUUUCCAUUAUAGAGCUGUCAGAAAACCAUACCAUCUUUUUUUAAAAAAGCAUUGUGCAGUGUUCGUUUUGUAAAGCAGAGAUUUAAAUGAAUCCGAUUCUUCCAUCAUGGAUUGCUUUGGUCAUUGGAUCUGGUGUGCACAUUCUACAUCAGCUGUAAAGAGUCAAGUGCAGAGCUUGUUCUAAUAUUGUACCAUUUAACGACCAGGUUUUUCAUGGGAUAUCCAUAUAUUACUGUUUCAUAAACCAACUCCUUCCAAUCAGCUGCACUAGUGUAGCACUUUGAUGACAAGGAUUCCCAAAGUGCUUCUCAGAGUCAAAGAUACUUUAUGGUUAUCAUGUAUGUUUGUCUUUAAACAUUCUUUAGUUUGUUCCCUCUAAUAUUAAACAUCAGUCAAGGUACCUCUUUACCUUUUAAAUAUGUUGCACAUGUUUCAGCUAAAAUUAAAAGUACUUGCGUCUCCGUUUGGAAAGCACAUACUCUGAACUUUACCUGUUGAAUCAGUUAUCUCCUGAGAGUGGUUAACUUCAGCUGGAUAAAGUCUUGUUUUUCUAGUUCUAGGAAUUUGGAAUAAAACUUUGAUAUGGAAUAAAAUAUUAUUAAUUAGCAGAUUAAGAGAAAUAUUUUUACUUCUAUUCAAAUGAAUAAGACACCUUAUAUUUAAACUUUUCUGUCAGUACAACAAAUAAUCUAAAAACACUGAGCAUUAAGUGCCACUGAUUUCAUUUGGAAAAGGCUAAAUUGAUGUUUAACAGUACUCUAUGCAAGUUUAAUUUAUUUGUUAUUAGUGAGUACAGGUCUGCAGCUAUAUUCUCCUAUUGAAAUCAGUAAGAUCUAAAAGCUCUUAACUUUUGGCUGAAUUUUGCUAUCACCUUUAGGAAAGAUGAUACUGUCACUAAAGACCCGUUGAUAUGUUGUUGAACAGCAGUAAUAUUUGCCUUAAGUUUUUCAUAAGACAACAGGUCUUGAGUUAUUAAAAUAGUUCUGUGAUUAUAUACCUUUGACAGCUGCCUACUACAGCUCACUUUCUUUACACAUUCAUCCUAUUUCUCUUAAAAUAAUGCUUUAACAAAAGAUACGUCAAUUCUCUAAUUUUUUUAGUGCUAGUAUUUUAUACUACUUUACCCUAUUAACUACUUUCAUUUAUAUUAAACUGUUAUCUUUGCUGUCCCCAGCUCUUUCCAUAAAAAUCUCACCAAGAAACCAGGUAAGCUGAAAUAAUUACAUUAAAUCACUUGCAUUCCAGUGAAUUCAAUUGAAUUCUGAUACCUCUGGCAAUCACUUAUUGCUGUUACAGUAAUUUUAGAGAACAAACUAUAUGUCUAUUCAGAAGUAAGUCAGUGGAGCUUACUUUCAAGCUGGUGAAGGACUGCAACCUCAAAAUUGCAGUCCUGAACAUAUCAGGGAGUAAGUCCUAUUGAAUGUAGUGGGACUUAGGUUGGAAGAAAUGUGCAAGAUUUCUCAAUUACAUGAAUUUAAUCACAGAAUUGAAUCUUUUAAUUACAGCCUUCUAAGCAAAAAUUAGAAUACAGAUAAUGUAUUACAGGCUAGCUGAUAAUUUAUGCACAAAUUGUUUAGAACAAUGGACAAAAUUCUUUUGUUUAGCUAGGCAGGUGUAGCUCAACAUUACACCUGCUGUCACUACGAUAGCAGCAGGGCAGAUGUGCCGUCCACAGAGCACUUUGAUGGUGCAUUGUGCAACAUUUGCAGUGGGAAUCAUGUGACCAGUUGCGCAGUUAAAUGGUGUAAUUCCCUGUUGCAGGGUGUAACUUUGUUAGACUUGCACAAACAGGAUUUUGACCAGCAGUUGCUCAUCACACAUUGCUGUUCAGUCAGUAUACGGGUACACAGAGUUUAUAGCUAUUUCUCCAAGUCUAGAUACCAAAUUCCACUGAGACACAUUUCUUGAUGCGUAGAAGUUCAUAACCUGUCUGCUGCACGAACCCAGACAUUUGCAGGCCCUGUGAUUCUUUCAUGGUACUGUACUCUUCAUGUCCAGCAAAUGUGAUAUAUACUCAUGAUAGAGGUAAUCCCUGCAAUUCUUCCUCAUCUUAUAUCCCAGCUCUCUGCUGGUCAUCAGUUAAAUGUAACUAGCUUUAAAUUGCAUCCAUAGUUUGAUGAUUUAAUUGCCUUAUUAUUGAUCCUUAACAUUCAUCUGCAGAGCUCAAGAAUGUAAUUUUAGCCAGUUUGCACUUACUGAGCAGACAUCAGUAAAAACAAAGUAGUAUGUUUAGAAUACACUCUCAGGUGAGAUUCCUAAAUGUAUUUGACAGGAAAAAGAAGUGUUGAAGAGUGACAGCAGUGCCAAAGUACAUGUACAGGGGCAAAGCAGGAUAGACUUGCCUAUUUGUACUUUUAAAUACAUUGUAUUGUCAGACAAGUCCCCAUCAGCAAUAGAGCUGUGAGGAUUGGAUCAUAGUGUAUGCUGGAUAGAAUAAGGCUUCCUUUAUUCCAGACUCAGUGGUAAACAUUUAUCAGCCACAGUUUGAUUAUCUCAGGGUGAUGGAAAAUAGGAGAGAGGCUGGAAUCAUUACCCUCCCAUUCCUGAAUAACAUCUGAUUCUUUAGAUACUUUUAUAUUAGAGAUGUGGUUGUGUUCCAGUAACUAAAACUAAGUGCAGCCUUGUUGAACAGUUUGAGAGCCAUACUCACCAACAGGUUCAAACACAAUACCUAACAAAAUUGGCAUUCAUUUUUGGAUCUGCAUGUACCUUGUCCUGGAUGGAUCAUCAGUAUUUUCAGUCAUGUAAACUACUGAACCUUAGAGAAAAGCUUAACUGGUUUGGAAUCUCAAGUAUUCAAUUCUAGGCAUUAAUUUGUAGUUAUUUAAAAAGUUUUGAGUUUCAUUCGCACAGUAUUUCUGAAAAGAUCAAUUACAAAGCAUCUUUAUACAGUAUGUAUUAUUCACAUGCUGCUAGUGCUAGAACUAGGUUUAAACAUUUCGCUUGCAGCUGGAAGGAAGAAAUGGAAACAAAUCACAAGAUUUUAUAUUUAAAAUUUUAAUCUACUGUGAAAACAAUGCUGGUUUGCAAGAAAAUAACUGAUUUUUGUAAGAAACAAUAAAGUCUAAGAAUUUCUAAGAAAUAAAAAAUGAUGUCUUUUUUUAA
Molecule: messenger RNA, 4801 nt
Organism: Pogona vitticeps (central bearded dragon)
Lineage: Eukaryota; Metazoa; Chordata; Lepidosauria; Squamata; Agamidae
Gene: PDK1
Product: pyruvate dehydrogenase kinase 1
Biological process (GO): protein phosphorylation; regulation of glucose metabolic process
Cellular component (GO): mitochondrion
Molecular function (GO): pyruvate dehydrogenase (acetyl-transferring) kinase activity
Source: RefSeq, a predicted model, not a curated record